This is a messenger RNA of Saccostrea echinata, 1611 nucleotides long. RefSeq lists its product as uncharacterized. The transcript has 8 exons. Gene Ontology annotation, cellular component: nucleus. Gene Ontology annotation, biological process: regulation of transcription by RNA polymerase II. The record is from RefSeq and is a predicted model, not a curated record. Bases 1 to 1611 code for a protein of 536 amino acids. Lineage: Eukaryota; Metazoa; Mollusca; Bivalvia; Ostreida; Ostreidae. Gene Ontology annotation, molecular function: DNA-binding transcription factor activity, RNA polymerase II-specific; RNA polymerase II cis-regulatory region sequence-specific DNA binding; protein dimerization activity.
AUGGAAGAGAAGAAAGAAAGAAAACUGAAGAUGAACCAUGCAAAGAAACGAUUGCAGGCAAUUCGCCAACAACUGAUACAAAUGAAUGAAGAUUAUAGAUAUGCUGUAGAUGCUGUAGAUGAAACCGUAAUAUUUACGGAAACUGAAGCCAGCUCAGGCAAUAAGAAUGAAAAUGCGCACGAGAUCGGUGGAGCCGGAGGUUCCAACAUUUGCUAUUCUCCUGCUAUAGACAAUCUGGAAAAACAGGUGUCCAGCAGCAUAAAUAUAAAUAUCGGUGAGGAUAUAGAUUCUUUGGAGGAAUAUACUACCAAUGAUGUUGCGGAGAUUCCUCUGGCUGAAGAGCUACGAUGUGCCAUAUUUAAUAUGGAGGACCUGGAUGACGUAGAUGAUGUCAUAGGUAAUGUGAUGAACCCUGAUGUAGUUGAUAAAUCGUUUGACUUAGAAUUUGUUGAGCAGACUCUUAAUUUAUCGAAUAGCUCCACCACUGAUGAGCGCAGCUAUACUCCUGCACAAAAUAAAGGUGCAAAUCCUUUAUUAGGAAAUAGUACUCAGAAUUUAAGGACUAUCAAGGAGGAAGAAAAAUGGAGAAAAGACCGGGAAAAGAAGGACAAUCACAAUAUAAUUGAACGACGGCGUCGAUACAACAUUAACGACAGAAUUAAAGAAUUGGCAGCUCUCCUUCCAGCAAGUGUGCCUCACCAUCUUAAACAGAACAAAGGAUCAAUUUUGAAAGCAUCUGUGGAAUAUAUGAAGGAAUUAAUAAGAGAAAAACGCACUUUGCAGAAAGUGAAAGAACACCAAAAGACAAUGAAUUCCAAAUAUCAAAAAUUGCUCAUCAGAUUUUUGCAUCUGGAAUUAAAAUUAAACCUUUAUGGAUUGUCAGAGGAGUUGAACUACUCUAGCUUCAAAAAGAAGAAAACGCCCAAGAAACGUUUAUCCGAAAUUGAUGCUAUAGUAGAGGAUCACGUAAAACAAUUCAUUCCGAAAAUUCUUGAGCAAACACCAAAUAUCUCAAUAUCCCCUUGUAAGAGAACCACAGAUGGCUCUUUGCUGACCAAAAACAAACAAAAGCUUAUGCUACCUACUAAGUUAAACUUACGACAGCAUCUCAAUAAGAAAAUGUCUGACGGAGGACACUCUUCUGCACAAAGUAAUGACAGUAUAUUAGAAGAUGGAUUCACUAACCAGUUUCAGCAUCUGAAAAAACAGAGAAAAGAAGAACAAAACUCUCCUCCAACUCAUUCUGACAAUUUAAUCGCAGAAAGAUCUAACGCGCAUAAUGAUUCUGUUUCAUUUCCGUACACAUUCAAGAAUGACAAAGCAGAUUCUGCUGUCAGUGAUGAGGAAGGAAUUUUGGAAUUGUCGACAGAGCAAUGCAACAUUUUGCUCGAUCUGUUUGAGAACAAACAAAACGAAAAUGAAUCUCUAUUAAAUACGAACUUCUUGCCUAAUCCAACAGAUGCUUCUGCGAACCUAGAGUGCUUUUCGCCAGUAACGUCUACCUGCAACAUGUUGGAAAGUUUGCUGAGAAAGCAGGACACGGCAUCCGAAUCCAGCGCCACAUCGAGUGGAUUGGAGGAUUCAACCGAGAGCGCGACGGGGUUACGUUAG